AUGUCGUCACUGAAGAGAAAUCUAACAAAAAAAGAAAUAGCAACGGCUUUAAUCAUUCUCAAAGUACGACACAGGCUAACAACUGUGGCAAUUUCCAAUAUUUGUCGAUUAUUACGUUUACUUGAUGUGCCAAAUGCUCCUAAGAGCUUUUCAGCAGUCAAACGAUUAAUAGAACAAGAAGCAACAGAUAAAAUAAAACCAGAUGUUUUAAAUAUUUGUCAUAGUUGCAAUAGUGUCUUUAAAACAACAUGUGAUAAUCAAAAGUGUCAGUCAAAUAAUCAACAAAUACGUUCUCCUAAUUUUUUGAAAUUUCUGCUCAAAGAUCAAAUUCAAUUAAUUCUAGAAUCGGAAAAUAAUUUUACUUUAUAUUCUCAAUUACCUUCAUUAUCUAAUGAUCAUAUUGGUGAAAUCCAACACGCCGAUUGGUAUCGGUCAGUUGCUGAAAAUGAAAAUGGAUCAAACUUUAUAACUCUUCUAUUGAACGUCGACGGAAUAGCCAUAUCUGGAAGUUCUGAUAUUAGUCUUUGGAUAUUUACUUUCAUCAUAAAUGAAAUCAAGCGAUCUGAUCGCUAUAAGUUACAAAACUGUAUACUUGGUGGUGUAUGGCCAGGGCCAAAAAAGCCCUCAAGAGAGCAGAUCUAUGCUAUGCUCAAAUCAAUGACAGAUGAAUUACAGCUAUUAGAAAAUGAAAACGUCUAUAUCGUUAGGGUUUUAGGAAAUCAAAUGAUAAAGUUAAAGGUAUUUUUGAUUGGAUCAACAUGUGAUAAGCCUGCACAAGCAAUUGUGCAGAACAUAGCUGAGCCUAUCGGAAAAUAUGGCUGUGGUCGUUGCGAGAUUCCAGGGAUUACAGUUCCUAGUCGUAAAGGAGCCAAUCACCAUAUACGGGUUUUUCCUUUAUCGUCAGAAUCUAAUGAUAAACCACAAUGCCGAUCAAAUAAAAACUAUGAUACAAUAAUGGCAUUGAAAAAUCCAACAGAAGACGAAAGAAAAGGAUAUUUAGGACAAUGUGCAUUGAGAUUUCUAAAGCAUUUUGAUGUAGGUCAAUCAUUUCUUUCAGACUCACUUCACAACCUAUAUGGUGGUGCAAUGAAAAAAUUGCUCAAGUUGUGGUUUUCGGAUGAAUAUAAAAAGUCGGAAUGGUCCAGUUUCACCCAGUUUGGCACUAUUAGCAAACAAUUGUAUCAAUAUCGAUAUCCAUCAACAACAAGCAGAACACCAAGACCACUUAUCCAAUUUCAUAGAUUUAAAGCUAAUGAAUUUCGAUUAAUUUUACUGUUUGGGGCUCCUGUAUUCAAACGUUAUUUGAAACCAAAAAUUUAUAAAAAUUAUCUUCUACUUGUAUUUGCACUUCAUCUUGCCGAAUUUCGUUCGCUAAGAUCGACAGAUAUUGACGAUAUUCGAUUCUUAUUGGAUAGUUUUUUAUACGAAUAUCCAUCGUUGUACACAAAUCGACACAAUCAACAGGUGAUUCAUAGUAUUGAUCACGUAGCGCAAAGUGUUCAGGACUAUGGACAACUAUCAAACUAUUCAACUUUCAACUUCGAUUACUUAUGCUUAACUUUAGGUAUGGUAAGAGCAACUGUUCAUAGUACGAAAUGUCAUGCCCAAGAAAUAGCAAAUACAAUGAAUUUACUUCGCUUAGCUGUUCGCAAUACUCUUUUGGAAGAUUUUAGUAAUGAACUAAAAACCAUGUUGGAACAGAUUCAGAGGAAAAAACGAGUUACAGCAACAGAAAAACCUACAAUUCAAACCCAACAUCAUUCUAUCAAAUUACGAAUAAAGCAAACAGUCGACGAGACCCUAUACAAGGAUAUACAAGAAAUAUUCCGAUAUGACGACAUCCAACUUUAUCAAAUAGUUAGUAUUGGUACAACGCGAUUCACAACAAGGGAUUUUGCUAAGGCAAAAAAGAAUGAUGACUCUUGCGUUCUUUAUCGUUUCAACAAAUCAUCUCACAUAGGAUUUAUUGAACACAUUGUGCGUGCCAACCAGAAAAUAUUCUUCAAAAUAAAAAAAGUUACAAUUAAAGAAAAUUUAACCUGUACGUAUGGAAAUCGAAAAUUUCAAUGUCGAAACAUUAGUAUGGGUAGCUAUAACAAUGAUGAAAAUGUUUUUUUCAUUAAGCCCGAAGAUAUAAUUGAAAAAUUGGUUCAUUAUCAAGAAGCAGCUAAUUCUUUUUACUUUUUUCGUUUUCCAACUUUAUGUGAAAGUUCAUAA
Messenger RNA from Rotaria socialis, 2217 nucleotides. The record is from the annotation of a GenBank genome assembly. NCBI's taxonomy places the organism in Eukaryota, Metazoa, Rotifera, Eurotatoria, Philodinida, Philodinidae.